AUGACUGACACUUCAAUCCCUGGGCCCCCACGUGGGGCUGGUGGGAAAAACACCGACACUUUCAUCUCUGCGAAUAAUCGUGUAUUAUUGGACAGUGAGAUAAAUCAAGUAGCAGUCGGACGGCACGUUACAUUGCCUAUCGACCUCGAAGACCAUGAGGUGGUGGCGGCAGAAAACCUGGCACAUGCCAAUAGGAAUGCGGUGUCACGAAUUCCAAAUACAAAUCAUUAUUCUUUCCUGAACACUCGUAAGACACCCGUUAAGCGCCCGUCACAAGCGCCUGUCGUUAGCGCUCAGUCAGCGUCUGUACCAAUAACCUUCACAAACCCUAACCCGAAUUCAUCCUUUACAUUUCCGAACUUCUCUAUUCCAUUAGCGCCCACUACCUUUAUCUCCGACAUCCCUGAUUUUGACUUCCUUACACAAGCGAUCAAUAAAGUUUUGAGAGUGUUUAGUUUCCUCAACACGCUCACGCCCAACACGGUAAAGAGAGUUGUUGGUGCACUUACUGGUUCAGAUCCUUCUCCUUCAAAUAUUACUGUACCUUCGUCUUCUUCAUCCACUUCUGCCGAUACUUUAGUUUUCAAAGAUGCAGAUAUGGUUAUAACAAAGACAGCAGAUACAGGAACCAAGAUUCCGAGGCCAAUUCUCAAUCUCGCAAAGGCGAAGAUCCACGUACCCCUCACACUUCUUACUCUCGCGGCUCUGCAACAGAUCCACCUCAAUCCGACCUGCGUCAAAAUGAAAAAGGGACUCAUCCUCGAUGACCCCAAGAAGAGUGUCAUGGACACGUCAAUCUUCCCUGCUGAGUCUACGUUGCCUGCAGACAGGUUCUACAAAGCCUACAGCAACUUCUUAAAGAUGAUGGCAUUGAUUGCCGACGAGGCGAUGAUAGAGUGGUUUGUUGAACACCGCGAUUUUUGCCUUUCCCGCGAUGAAUUUAGUGACAACAGCAACGCAGUAUUGAACUUUGACAUCGAGAUUUGUUGGAAAUUCUUCAACUCACAAACCUUCUGCGAUCCGGACGCAUAUAUGCAGCGUUGGAACAAGAUUAAGAUCAACACUUCUCUGUUGUUGAACUGGCACGCAGGUUCAGGGAGAUAG
Molecule: messenger RNA, 1104 nt
Organism: Suillus subalutaceus
Lineage: Eukaryota; Fungi; Basidiomycota; Agaricomycetes; Boletales; Suillaceae
Exons: 2
Coding region: 1-1104 (367 amino acids)
Source: RefSeq, a predicted model, not a curated record